GUCAUCGCUUAAGAAAUGAAAUGAGAAAAUGGCUUGAUCGAUAUAACUUGUUGUAGGCCGCAGACUGGUAGAUCAUCAAACUGAGAACAUGUUUCAAGGCAAUUCUGGAUAGAGUCCAUCGAGAGAUAUCAGAACGGGCAGCUCAUUUCACGACUCUUGUCUGCCAGCAUGACAGAGGCAGUCAACUGAGAAUCUUAAGAUUGGCCUCACCAGCCUGAAUUCGAGCUAAGUAUUUAAGCGAAUACCUAAUGUUUAGUUGCUUUCCUCUGGCUCGAUCGUAUACACAAGGCCAAGGCCUCAGCUGAAAAGCAACGGUCCCAAAACGUGCCUUGGCCGAGCCGAUAGCGGAACACCUUGAUUUGUCAUCGGAUCAAGCUUCAACUUUGUCACGAUCAUGCAUUUGUCCUUUAAAUGAGAAACUCCUUCGCCCUCGAUUUGUAAGCUAAUUGAGUCUUGUUACACGGACGGCCCUUCCCUUUCUUUUCCUCUACACAGAGCUACCUCUCAGGACAGCCAACGCCACCUAAGAUUCGAGGUUCACAAUAAUGAAGGGUAGAAAGAUCGUAAUUUCAGGUGCAGGCCGCGGCCUUGGCCGUGCUUUGGCUAUCGUCGCUGCUUCUCAGGGAGCUACUCCAAUUUUGCUGGGGAGAUCCCAAAGCGCAUUACAAGAAGUCACUGAGACAAUCAAGAGCGACAGCGGUGCAACGGCGUACCCUAUUAUCUGCGAUCUUUCGGACCCAACUUCCGUGGCUAAAGCGACGAAAGAGAUAACUGAGUCUCAUCCCAAUAUCGACAUCUUGGUCAACAAUGGAGCCCAUUUCACUGAAGGCAGCUUCGACAAGCAAACCGAUGAUCAGAUCCUGUCUGUCGUGAACUCAGCUGUCACUGGCACCAUGAUCUUGACACGACAGCUUCUGCCUCUGUUGAAACAACGACCUCGAGCAGACAUUCAUAAUGUCGUGUCUAUGUCUGGCCUUCAGUACGCCAGACUCACCGGUGCUUCACUUCCUUUCAGAGCGGCAAAGGCUGCUCAGGAUGGCUUCACUCAGGGGUUGGUGGAGGAACUGAAAGGUACAUCGGUACGCGUUACUUCAGUUUAUCCUGGAUUGAUUGAGGAUGUAUCGCCCACCAGCGCCGAAUGGCAAAAUCAGCGUGGUUCUGAUGAGGGCAUAACAAACAAGAACGUCGUCGACACGAUUAUCUACGCACUAUCGGCGCCCCCAAACAUGUCCUUACGCUCUAUCGUUAUCGAGCGGACUUUUUCAGACUUCCUGAUUUGAGCAAGAAUACAGUCAGAAAAGAAAAGAGAAAACAACCGAGCCUGAUGCCUCGAGAGAGAUUUUCGACAGGAACAAGCAAUAUUUAUUUGUGAGACUUUGGUGGGAUGAUGUGCUGGGGCAAGAGUUGCUACCAAUAAUAUACCGUUCACAUUGAGGUCAAAAUUUCUUGACAUCUUGGUUCAUACAGUUUCUGUCUAGUGAGGCUAAACUACUUCGUGUCCCUUAAAUGGCUCCGGUAUCCUUUUCUUCCAUGGUUUCCUUUUCCAUCUCCUCUCAAUGCGAAACCCUGAUGAUGUUCGAAGUUUUGAUGCGGCGGAGAGAUCGGUUUUACAACUAGUUCCAGCAUUUUCUGUACCCAGCUGAGAAGUUAGGUCCUUUUCCAGC
Messenger RNA from Fusarium verticillioides 7600, 1664 nucleotides. RefSeq lists its product as hypothetical. The transcript has a single exon. The record is from RefSeq and is a predicted model, not a curated record. Bases 546 to 1280 code for a protein of 244 amino acids. Gene Ontology annotation, cellular component: membrane. Lineage: Eukaryota; Fungi; Ascomycota; Sordariomycetes; Hypocreales; Nectriaceae.